Messenger RNA from Puccinia graminis f. sp. tritici CRL 75-36-700-3, 309 nucleotides. RefSeq lists its product as uncharacterized. NCBI's taxonomy places the organism in Eukaryota, Fungi, Basidiomycota, Pucciniomycetes, Pucciniales, Pucciniaceae. Bases 1 to 309 code for a protein of 102 amino acids. The transcript is spliced from 2 exons. The record is from RefSeq and is a predicted model, not a curated record.
AUGCCGUCACGAACACGCGGGAUAUCAUGGAUCAACGAUGGGGCCCCCGGGGGAAAGGACAGUCUGUCCUUACUGUUCGAGUGGCUCAAGUCGGGCAAUAAUUACGCCCGUUGGCAAAGCGGGGACGACAAGAUUUCACUCUAUCGAGAUCUACUUGCGGUAUUCAUGAGCCAUGGGAUUACUCAUCGCAAGCGAUGUGAAGCGAGUUUGCGUAUCAGCUGUUUCCAAAUGUCAUACAACGACGGGAGACGUUUCCUCGCGGCGACUGGGGUGGAGGUUGCAGAUGAUCCUCUUGUCAAAGGUACAUAA